Aspergillus saccharolyticus JOP 1030-1 is the source of this 2326-nucleotide messenger RNA. RefSeq lists its product as uncharacterized. Lineage: Eukaryota; Fungi; Ascomycota; Eurotiomycetes; Eurotiales; Aspergillaceae. The record is from RefSeq and is a predicted model, not a curated record. Bases 268 to 2148 code for a protein of 626 amino acids. The transcript has 2 exons.
UCCCUCGCCUUCUCCCACUAACCUUCUCAUCUCCCCUCUCCUCACAUUUCAUGCCUCCUCUCACCUCCCUCUUCCAUCCGCACUUUGAACACAGCUCAGACCGUAUCUCAGUACCAUUGCGACUAACCCUCUGAUCAAGUCUUCUUGAUCUUCUUCACCAUUCGCGCAAUAUCCUCGCCCGCGCAGUGCGGGGUUUCAUCCAGAUCCGUGCCGCGAUCAAGAGGAUCCUUAGCUCUGUUGGCUUUUCAUUGCGCGACAGCUUCUCAAAUGAUUGAUCGACUCGAAGACAACUUCGAGGACCAUCCAUCUUUGGAUGCGUCACUCGAGGAUUUUGAAAGCAGCAGUAACACGCAACGUUCUCCGCUGUUCAGCUUGCCGUCGCAGCAUUCUGGAUUCCGCGACGAGGAAUCUGAUCCCGACGAUGAAGAGCCCACACCCAACACGGAGCGCUGGUCGCCUCCUGGUUAUGGCAGGCACGAUUAUAAUCCAGGAAGUGGUUGGUAUCGCCAUGAAGCCUAUUCCCAAAGCCCAGCAAAGGAGCGCCCUGUUCUCAAGCCAACAGUGGGAGCAAGUCCGUCGCAUUCGCGGGAAGCAAGCCCACAGUAUGAGGACGCGGUCGAGUCUCCUGCGAAAAAGGAUCGCAAACAGUCCUCAGCCAUGACUGACACCACAUGCGCGCCCCCGGACAUGUCGCCCACGAGUCAAGACAGGGACCGAGAUCAUUCUCCAAGUAGAGCGCCGGCGAACGGGCAAGCUGUUCAAAAUGGCGAGCUGGAAUUCACGCCCGAACAGGACCUGAGUAAUUAUAUUCGGUUCGCAGUACGCGCGGAAGUCCAGCACCGCGAACCGUUCGCAGCCAUUUUCGGGUACAUGCGCGAGAAACUCGAUCUGAUCACAAGCACCCGGACCAAUACACUCGUAUCCAUCGUGGUCGCUCUCUUGUCGAUAGGGCUGAUCCGCACAUUGUUCCUUCCAAAUUAUCCACAGCCAAUCCCUGACUUGGUCAAGCUGUCAGGUUUUGCGCGCUCUUUUGAGCCCCUGAUCUAUUACUCGGAACACGGCGCGCAGCAGAUCGAAGCGCUGCAGGAAACCGGUGUGGCUGUCUGGGAUCUAAGCGAGUCAGUUCGUGGCACCAACAUGACCAGCGCGCCCAUCAUCGUGCGCCAGCUGGAUGAACUGUCUGAGUCGCUUAAAGGCUUGUCAUUGGAGCUGACUCGGUUCUUUGCCAAUGUCGAUGCCGACUUCGAUUCCAUCUUGAUUGUCAUGGACUGGGCCAAACGCGAAUUAGAAGCCAUCAAUGCGCAGCCGCCUAGCUCAUUGCCCACACUCAUGUUUGAUAAUUUGCAUGAGAUCCUUGCGCGACUCGGAACCAUGGAAAGACCCAUUGAGACCAACGACGGCCCUCCAGGCAGUGAGCUGGCAACUGCACCCACCGCAUUCGGGCAAGUCGUGACAGCGGUCCUUGGACAUACCUCGGCGCAGCGUACGCGUGCAACGCUUACCCGAACCUUCACGGAAUUCUUGGGGGUGCUUGAAGAGUGUAUCAACACUGAGCUGUAUCACUCCACAACUCUCUUUGGACUCUUCGAAUCUAUUGAUCGUCAGUUCCUGAGUCUACAACGAACUGUAGUUCGCGAAUCGGAUGCGCAAGAACGAGAGGAAGGUGAGAUGCUGAGUUCCUUGUGGACUCGUGUCCUCGGACCAGAUGCCUCCAUUGUUCGCAAAUACGAAAAGAACAAGCGGCUGCUUGCCAACGUCCGCAGUCGGACUGUGACCAACAAACAUCUUCUCAUGGACCACCGCGGGCGCCUACUCACACUCAAAGUCAACUUGGAGACUCUGCGUCGCAAGUUGGUCAGCCCGUUGGUGCGGCGCAACGACUCGAUCAGGUUUGCGAGUGGCGUUGAGGCUGGCAGCAGUCACAGCCAUGGGCGCAUGCUGGGGCCAAUCGAAGCCGUGAUCGAGGGUCAGAUCCGGGGCAUUGACGGCAGUUAUGAAUACCUUCGAGGAGUCCGCGACAAACAAAAGGCACGAUUCAUGGAGUUUGUAUUCGGCGCUGGGCGACGAAAUCCACCUAACGCAAUGCUAGCGGACGGGUCUGAGGGCGAGGAGAUCGAGGCGCAUGCUAUCGAAGAAGGCGGUGUUUAAGGCGACAGCGACAAAUUGAGACUUGUGCUUGACUGCAUCGCAUAGCCAGGCGUUCUUUUCGUCAUCAUCUCGUCGCUGCUUGUUCUGUCUAUCAUCUGUCCACGCAUCUAUCGGUUACACGGCGUUUCAUCCAGUGCCUCCCGGUUAGCACUGUCUGUCAGCUAUGCACAUGGUGGGG